ACGUCUGACUGCAAUUGCUGCGCGCGUGACAGCUCGUGCCUAUCGUAUCCGUGUGUCACGAUCAGCGCAAGCUUUGCGCGUAAGGCUCAUGCUCUUGCUCAGUUCAAACAGUUGAAACGGCCAGCAAACCUUCAUGAGUAUCGACACGCCCAAACCGUGAAGGCGCAGGAUUAGCUAUGGACGAUCCGCAAGUGGACGAUAGCUCUCUUGCGGAGUCUAGCUGCUUCGAGAUGGGUGAUGACGUGUUGACAGGCAGGAUGGACCAAUUAGGGAGCUUUCGCUUCCUGAUACCUGCUCAACUCCAGUCGCUCCGUGACUACGAGCAGCACAUCAUAUUGCUUCGGCGUGACAAUCUGCGGUUACGGUUGCGACUUUACUUCCUGGUGAGGCAGGACCACUAUGAACCCAUUGAAAAUAAUCCUGAUGCUACUGCACAGCUCACAGAAUUGAUGGUGCUUCCAGACUGCCCCUCAUUUAGCAGUGUAACAGCGAUGUUCAGAUUUAGAAUGGUGUUGUUUUCUGCCCUUGACUUCCUGGGCAGUGAUGUGAUAGCCGCGGCAAACUGCGCCAAGUGUUGA
Rhipicephalus sanguineus (brown dog tick) is the source of this 578-nucleotide messenger RNA. RefSeq lists its product as uncharacterized. The record is from RefSeq and is a predicted model, not a curated record. Lineage: Eukaryota; Metazoa; Arthropoda; Arachnida; Ixodida; Ixodidae. The transcript is spliced from 5 exons. Bases 177 to 578 code for a protein of 133 amino acids.